GUGCCUACAAGCAUAAAGGUAUCCGACUCCUCUCCAUCUGUUACUCCAGUACAACCUCUCCGAAUCAAAUUUACCUAUCGGUUUUCCCUAUUACUCAUUUCAUCAACCCCGAUAAAACCCACCAGAUUUGACAAAUGGUUAAAGUUUUUGUUCUCGGGUCCUCUGGCUUCAUUGGCUUCGCGGUAGCUCUUGCCCUUCGCCGCAAUGGCCAUCGAGUCUAUGGUCUUGUCCGCGACCCUGCCAAGGUACCCAACCUAGCGAAGCACGAAAUCACUCCUGUUAUAGGCGAUGUCCUUCAACCUUCCUCCUGGACCUCGGUAAUUGAAUCCGAAGGGAUAGACGUGAUCGUUGAUUCGUCCAAUAUCGGCAAAGAUUUGGUAGCUUGGCGGCCAGCUACGGAGAACGAAUUAUUGAGUUUGAGUGAUGUUUUGGAUGUUGCAGUCAUAAGGCCGACCAUGGUUUAUGGCGGGAGUGGUAGUAUUUUUUCCAUGCUUGUGGCCCCGAUAGCUGCGGCGGUGAAGGAAGGUGCUUCCGAAGUGAAGGUUCUGGGGAGAAAAUUCGAGCUUUCUGUGAUACACAAAGACGAUGUAGCUGACUUCACGCUCAAGGUUGUGGAAAAGAUAUCUUAUGUGGGAGCUUUGUCUUAUUCGGUUUUUGAUAUCACAACUCAACACGAAUCCUAUACCGAUAUCAUUGAGGCUGCGGCGAAGCAUAUGGGGUUCACGGGUGCUAUCACUUAUAGGGAUCCGGAAGGCACUAUGACAAUGCUUGAGCAGGCGAUCCUCACCCAGUUCAACACUAGCAGUGACCGGGCUAGGACUUAUUUGGGAUGGGAGCCGAGGCAUAGGGAUAUCAUGGGGCAGAUUGAUAUCUAUGCUGCAACUAUGGUUGCCCAUUUGUAAUUGGGAGCGGGUGAAAUGAUACUUUUCUUUUUCUUUUUUCACCUCCUAUAAGUAAGGAAUACAAAAUAUUUGACAAUCA
Molecule: messenger RNA, 981 nt
Organism: Tuber melanosporum (Perigord truffle)
Lineage: Eukaryota; Fungi; Ascomycota; Pezizomycetes; Pezizales; Tuberaceae
Exons: 4
Coding region: 135-902 (255 amino acids)
Source: RefSeq, a predicted model, not a curated record